AUGGCUCCCGCACGUUCUGUGCGAAAAUCUCGCAUCUCCUUUACCGAUGUCCUCCUCGUCCGCCUCAUCAACGCGCUCAGCAUCGCCACCUUCUUCCAACCAGAUGAGUACUUUCAAUCGCUAGAGCCGGCAUGGAAUCUCGCUUUUGGCGCCUCAAGCGGUUCGUGGCUCACUUGGGAAUGGCACUAUCAACUGCGCUCCUCGCUGCAUCCCAUGCUCUUUGCAAUUCCCUAUUUUCUCGUUGAUCAUGCAGCGCGUCUCCUUGUACAACUCGGUUUUCCCAUCGCCUUGCGCUCUAGCAUGCUCAUUGCAGCGCCGGCGAUCCUGCAGGGCUUGAUCGCUGCACUGGGUGACUGGUACACUUUCAAGCUCGCUUCCAACAUUUAUGGCCAAGACACUCUUGAUGCCAAGGUAGCACUCAUGCUGCAGCUCGUCAGUCCAUGGCAAUGGUACUGCGCGUCGCGUACUUUUUCCAAUUCACUCGAAGCUGCCCUCACCACCAUGGCGCUCAGCUACUGGCCCUGGUCACUUCUUGGCGCCGCUACAGUGACGAAAGAGAACCCAAAAACUGCAGAUCCCCUCAAUAAGAGAGGUGCCGUCCGCCGUCUCCGCGUCUGUCUGUGUCUGGCCGCGUUGGCCAUUGUGCUACGACCGACCAAUGUGCUGAUAUGGAUCACAAUUGCCGGCCUCACAGUAACGCGCCUGUCCAUGCGCGGGCCUUCGGCCCUAAGCAUGUCCACCAUUGUGGUACUUGUACGCGAGGCAGCUGUAUGCGGCUCUUUUGUCCUCGGUCUCUCUUUGCUCGCCGAUCGGGCCUACUUUGGCUUCUGGACUUUGCCAGCGCACAACUGGCUCAAUUUCAACAUUAACAAGUCACUGGCGGUUUUCUAUGGUCAGAAUCCUUGGCAUUACUAUAUACUGCAAGGCAUCCCGCUGCUCUGCACCACGAUAUUGCCUUUUGUUCUGCCCGUGCUCAUUCGACCGCAGACUAACGGCACUGCCGAGCUCGAAAACACGCAACGCACUCUGGCUGCUUCCGUCAUCGUUAUGGUCACGACGCUGUCUCUCAUCUCGCACAAAGAGGUGCGCUUCAUCUACCCUCUUCUUUCCAUCUUUUCUGUCCUGGCGGCUCCUCGUGUUUCAUCAUUCUUCACGUCUGCACCCAAACAGGCAGCCGGCAAAGUGACAGCCUCUAAGCGCCAGGUCCGCCACAAGGGGUACCUCAUGGCUGGUCUCGCUCUCAAUGGCUUACUGUCAGGCUACCUCUCCUACUUUCACCAAGGCGCGCCCAUUCAAGUGCUCGCGUUUCUCCGCCGAGACUUUGAGCGCAUUCACGCCAACUCGUCCAAGAUAUUGCAGCCAAAUCACAACAAGGAGCUAUUUGCCCUUUUUCUGAUGCCGUGCCAUUCCACACCAUGGCGUUCGCACCUUGUGCACCCAGACUUGCACGCGUACGCACUCACGUGUGAUCCGCCGUUGCACACCAGCCCCAAUACUGUCGAGAGGGAUACAUACCGCGACGAAGCGGACCGCUUCUAUGAUGACCCGGUAGGCUUUCUCAGCCGCGAGCUAUUUUCGGCCACACCCGGGCCGCCGCCAGCCUCUGUGCCCGGCGGCCGUAGCCCAGAGGCUGUACCGGGUCUGUUGAACCCGCCGCGGUAUAUUGUCGGAUUCGAAGGCGUGGAAAACUCCCUUCAAAAAUUUCUCACUACGACGGAUGAAGGCAAGACAAUGGGUAUGAGACUGCGACCUGUAUGGAGGGGCUUCAAUGGGUUGUUUCAUGAGGAUUGGCGUCGUGCUGGGAACAUUGUGGUCUGGGAUACGGGCGUUUUUCACGAUGCUCCCAGUGUGGUCUGA
Beauveria bassiana ARSEF 2860 is the source of this 1857-nucleotide messenger RNA. Its product is annotated as glycosyltransferase family 22. Gene Ontology annotation, biological process: GPI anchor biosynthetic process. Gene Ontology annotation, molecular function: alpha-1,2-mannosyltransferase activity. Bases 1 to 1857 code for a protein of 618 amino acids. The transcript is spliced from 3 exons. Gene Ontology annotation, cellular component: endoplasmic reticulum membrane. Lineage: Eukaryota; Fungi; Ascomycota; Sordariomycetes; Hypocreales; Cordycipitaceae. The record is from RefSeq and is a predicted model, not a curated record.